This is a messenger RNA of Rotaria sp. Silwood2, 3609 nucleotides long. The record is from the annotation of a GenBank genome assembly. Lineage: Eukaryota; Metazoa; Rotifera; Eurotatoria; Philodinida; Philodinidae.
AUGCAUUCAACAAAACUUUCAUCAUCUUCCACCACGAAACCAUCAGCAACCACAACAACAACAACAAAUAUUGAACAAUAUCAUUAUCCACCUAUAUCAACACUUCGUCGUGCAAGUCGACCAAGUAAUAUUGAUUUAUCUAUAUUUGAUCAUAAUAAUACACAAUCAUCAUCAAAUGAUCCUGGUAUAUAUUCAGCACCAAUAUUUUAUAUAAAACAAACAAAUAAUAAUCAUUAUCAUCAUCAUCAACAACAACACCAACAACAACAACAACAUAUUCCACAAACAUCUCAACCAUAUACAACUACAUUUCAAUUUCAACCUCAACAACAUUUACAAUUAUCUCCACAUCAUCAGUCACAACAAGAACAUAAUAUACAUUUAUAUCAACAACAACAAAUAGUUGAUCCAUUUUCUGAACAUCAACAUACACCUCGUACAUUUCCAUUACAAACUUCACCAAAUCAUUAUCGUCAAUGUUUUUAUUUUCCACCAUCAACAUUACAAGUUAAUAUGACAAAUAAUGGUCAUCAAUCAACAAAUGCAAGUCAACCAUCAACACCAACACAUAAUAAUCAUAUACGUUCAGUACAAAUUCAAGAACCAUCACAACAACAAUGGUCAAAUCCAGUACUUAGUUCAUUAAUUGUUAAACGUAUGAAUGAAAAUCGUGCAUCAAUGACAAUUGAUGAUGAUGAAGAUCCAUCAGCUUCAAUUGAUGCUCUUGUUGCUGAUGAUGAUUCAAAUUCUCAUGAUUUACUUGAUGAUGAACAAAAUAAAUCAAUGAAUCAAUCGAAAACUUCGUCAACAAUUCCGCCAGGUACAAUAUCACCCUCAUCACAUUUAUAUCUUCGUAGUAAAUCACAUAUAUUAACAACACCACCUAAUCCACUUGCAUCCGAUGAUCAUCCUGAUAAUCAAUUAACAGUUGGAAAUACAUUUAAAAAAACAUUUAGUCCUAUAUCAAGUGCCGGUUUUGAAUUAACAACUACAACAGCAAAUAAUAAUAAUAAUAAUAAUAAUAAUGGUAAAAUAUCAUCAUCAAAUACAACAAAAGGAACAUCACGUUUUAAUUUUGAUACAAAUAUUCUCGAACAAAAAGAAUUAAAAAAAAAUCAACAUAAUGAAAAUUUAAUUGAUGAUAAUGAAGAAACUAAUCAUGAUUUAAUAACUAAACCACUUAUUAUAAAUACAGAUGUUCGAACAACAAGAAUAUCUUCAAAUAGUUUAAUUCAAGAUGAUAAUAGUAAUCAUAGUUCAACAAAUAGUAGUUCUCAAAAUACAUCAUCAAGAAUUUUUGGUCAGAUGUUAAAAUCUUCAGAACAGCAAAUAUUAUCUUCUUCAUCACCAAUUUCAAAUGAUAUUAAAUUAUCAUCAUUAGAUCAUGAUACAAAUUUCAAUUCAAUAUCAUUACAACAACAGAAUCGACAUUAUUGUGCACAUCCAGAUUGCAAUAAAACAUUCACUAAUAAAAGUGCUUUAGCAAAGCAUAAAUUAACUCAUAGUCAAGAUCGUAAACAUGUAUGUGCAAAAUGUAAUAAAGGUUUCAAACGACUUGAUCAUCUUAAUGGUCAUAUGUUAACACAUGAAGAAGAAAAACCACAUAAAUGUCGUGUACCAAAUUGUAAUCGUACAUAUUGUGAUGCACGUUCAUUAAAACGACAUAUUGAAAAUACACAUCAAGAUAUAUUAGCUGCGAUACAUGAAGGAAAACAUAAUGAAUAUAAAAAAUAUUUACCUGAAACAGCAUUUGUUAAAACAAAAGAUUUAUCAAUAAAUAAUGAAUUUUCAAUUGAUUCUGUUGAUAGUAAUUCUCCACGAUCAUUAAUUGAUAAUGAACAAUCAUUUAAUAUUCGAACAUCAACUGGAACUAAAACUCUGACAACUUAUACAUUCGAUGAACAAAAAUAUGUUGACUGUCAAAUUUGUAAGAAAUCAUUUAAAAAUGGUGCUGCACUUAAUGGUCAUAUGCGUUUACAUGGUGGAUUUAUUGACAAGCCAGUACCAUCAUCAACUGAUAAUACAGAAAAAAAGAAACGUAUAACAACACCAAUAAAACGAAAACGUGUCAAUUCUCCAUCAGUAUCUAUAAAAAUAAAAAAAGAAAAACAAGACUCAUCAAUGAUUUCAUCAACAAAUAAUCUAUAUCAACAAAAAUCAUCAUUUAUAAGUUUAUCAUCAUGUCCAAAUGUUAUUCCAAAACAUUUAUAUGAUCAAACAUCAUUAUCUCCUACACGUCCAGCAUCAUUAUCUCCAUCUAAUAUUCCAAUUUCAACAUCAACAUUUCCUCAAUUUACAAUUAAAAAUCCGUUAAGUGUACAAUCAACAACAAAACAAAAUCGAAAAACAAAUCCAUUAUCUACACAAGAUUUUCAUCCAUCUCGAAUUAAUAUUCAAAAUGUAAUUAUACCACAUGAUCCAGUGAUAAAUCCACAAAUAUAUCUAACAACAUCAUCACCAUUACAAUCAUAUGAAGAUAAAAUAAAAGAAUCAUUAUCAACUGAAAAUUUUUCUCAACAUCUACAGGCGAAUGGAAUACCUUUACAUCAAACAUAUCUUCGAACAUCACCUUAUCAAUCUUCAUCACAUAUUUCACAAUAUUCAAUAAAUUCAUCAUCAUCAUCAUCAUUUCCAACAAAUCCAAUAGCACCAAGUCUAUUCUAUCAUUUUAUUCCAAACGUUGAACGACUCACACCAGAUUUUUGUCUUCAACAACAAACAUCUUCACCAUUAAAUGAACCUAUUCAUUAUUCACCAUCACCAAAUUUUGGUCAUAUAGCUGUACCAAAUUCAAAUCCAUUAAUUAUAAAUACACCGAUAACAUCACCAUAUUCAAAUCAAUAUCUUAGUCAUAAUUCACCAAAAUCCCCAGACCAAAAGUGCAAUAAAAAUAAUAAUAGUAUGCAACUAUCACCAACAACACAUUCAACAUCUUCAUCAUGUUCAUCUUUAUCAUCAUUAAAUAUUGUAGCACCAGAAAAACAAAUUCAAAAUACAAUGAAACAAGAAAUACAAGAUGAUAAACAACAAAUAAAUAUUGAAAAUCAAACAUCACCAUUAGCAGUACUUGAAAUUGUUCCUGAUAUUGAUAGUCCAAUAAAAAAAACUUCAAUAUCAGGUUUUCUUAUUGGUACACCAUCAUCAACUAGUACAAGUUCAGCAUCAUCAUCAUCAACAUCAAAUAAUACACAUUUUAAUUAUGAUGAUGUUCCACAGAGAAAGAAACCUGAACCUACUCCAAGUUCAUUUUAUUGGCCAUCACAAUUACGAAGACAAUUAAGUCUUAAUCAAACAAAUAAAAUAUUAAAUCCACUUCCAUCAACUCCAUAUACACCACCACCAAUGCUUAGUCCAUUUCGAAAAGGUCCUGGUCUUUAUUAUCGAGUUUUUUCUCAACCAGGAACAUCAACAGAACCAUCAUCAAUACCAGCAACACCUCUUCCACCAAGUACACCUAUUGGUGAAGAAUCAGCAGGUCCUAAAAUUAAUAUUGGUAAAGAUUAUCAAGCAAUUAUUCCUAAAUAUCGAACGAAAUUUGACGAUAACGAUGAUGAAGGUUUGUACAAUCAAAGAAAAAAAAAGAAUAUUUUAUUAAUCAAAUUGAUAUAA